AUGCAGUCUUUCCUGGGAGUCAUUGCUGGCACGACAAGCUUGCUGUUGUGUCAAAAGACGCAGAGAUGGCGAGAGAUGCGCGAGCUCGUUGAAAGGCUAGCGGACACCAGAACAAAACUGCAAGCUGCAGAGAAGCGUCUCACAUUGACGGCGACCACUUUAGGUGACCACAAGAAGAGAGUCCUCCACGCCACGACUAAGACACAAGAAAUGAUAGACUACUGCGAGGCGCCUGACGCAGAGCCAGAAGACAGGAAGAACAUACCUGUGCUACAGACUCGCUUGCAAUGUCUUCAUCUGACCAGCGAUACCGUCGAUACAACCAUCGGAACGUCUCGCAAGGCCAGAGAUGACUUGCUGAAGGAAGUCGAUGAUCUAGUUGAUCAAAUCAUACAGCAAGCGCAUCAUGGACCUUGGCAAAAAUGUACCAGCGCGAAACUUGAAACAUCAAGCCUAUUCACGGAAAAAAUGCUCACUUCUGAACAGCUUGACCUUAUCGAACAGGAAUGUGCUGGCUUAGAAGAGAUGCUAACGGAAGAACCAGAACAUGAUGAGAACAUCACAGCAGUGGCGGAUGUGGGUUGGUACGAUCAGACUACCAACCUGAUGGAAGAUUUCUCAACCCUGAAAAUCCAGAAGACAGACCUAGAGAAGUCGCCCGAUACAGCGGCGAAGAGAACCGAGGUCGACAGUCUGACAGAGCAAAUCCUCCUGCUGGGUGAAGAACUGACACUCCGUGGGGUGCCAAUUCGCAAUGGGAGCGUUAUCUGGGCAGAUGAUCCUCUGGAUAUAGCUGUGGAUGAGGAUUCCGACUAUGCACCUGCUGAGAAAUCAACGCACUUAGACCAGAAAAAUGUGCAGACAGAACAAAUAUCAGUACAAGCAGUUGUGGGAACUGCAAGCCAGAAUGUCUUCGACUGGACGCACUUUCAAGCACCGGAGCAAAGAGACUAUGGUUACGACAGAAACAUAGAAUAUGCCACUCAGGAAGAGCUAGUGAGACAUCAACAACAGGCUGACCUUGAAUACCAGGACUUCGUCGACAAGGUUAACAAGCGUGUUUUGUCUUGGCUCGAGGAGCUUGUGUCAGAUUCGCAAGCUGAUAUGAGUGGCGCCGAGAGCGAAGAGUACAAUCUUGCGGCUGGUCUGCAAGCAUUGUGUGACAUAGGGGUCGGGGAAUGCUUCGAUGUGGAAGGUGAGACCUCGGAGAAGAUAAGCCAGAACAAAGCAGACUUGAGGCGUCUACAGGUCGAGACCAUCUUACGACGAGGCCGGCGAGAAUUCUGCUGGGGCGUACAGGCGGAAUUGAAGAGAAAUCGAAGUGCUGCGAUUCCAGACCACUGGAGCGAGUAUCUCGAGAACAAACAUGAUGUAUGA
Molecule: messenger RNA, 1377 nt
Organism: Lithohypha guttulata
Lineage: Eukaryota; Fungi; Ascomycota; Eurotiomycetes; Chaetothyriales; Trichomeriaceae
Exons: 1
Coding region: 1-1377 (458 amino acids)
Source: RefSeq, a predicted model, not a curated record